Molecule: messenger RNA, 301 nt
Organism: Sphaeroforma arctica JP610
Lineage: Eukaryota; Ichthyosporea; Ichthyophonida
Exons: 3
Cellular component (GO): proteasome core complex
Source: RefSeq, a predicted model, not a curated record
GCUGUUGGGUGUGACUGACAAAUUGGGCAUCUCAUGGACUGAUGACACCGUUGCUACUGGUUAUGGCGCCUACAUCGGCCUGCCUAUCCUACGCGCGGCACAUGAGAAGAAUCCCAACAUGACUAAGGAGGAGGCUGUGACGUGCAUUGAGAAUGUCAUGCGUGUGCUAUACUACCGCGAUGCCCGUUCACUCAACAAGAUUGAAGUGUGUGACAUCAGUGCCGAUGGCGCGACGGUCAGUGAGCCGUACUCGCUGGAUACCAAUUGGGAGAUAUCAUCAAUGGUCAAAGGCUUCCUCUGA